GAAAGCGAGCAAGAGAGAGAGAGAAAGACAGAGAGAAAAAGAGCAGAUAAAUUGACACUUCCCACAUUGAAGCAGCCUCAUUUAACAAGGACUAACCAUGGAGUUCAAAGGAGUGUUCCUGUUGUUGGGAAUAUUAUUUCUGGUGAACGGUUCAUUUCAACAGAGACCAUCAAAAAAGAAGCCUAUGAAAAAAGAUGCAGGUAAGGACUCUGCCAUCGAGGGGCUGCAGAAGCAGAUCAAUGACAUCGUUCAGGAGCUCAACCUGCUGAAGGAACAACAGGCAUUGCAGACAGUGUGUUUGAAAGGCAUUAAGAUCCACGGCAAGUGCUUCCUGGCUGACCCUGUAAAGAAGCGUUACCACUCAGCCAGCGAGGACUGCAAUGCGUUGGGUGGUGUUCUGAGCACGCCCAUGUCCGAAGACGAGAACAACCAGCUUAGAGACUACAUUCGCCAAAGCAUCGGCUCAAAUGAGCAGGUCUGGCUGGGGAUCAAUGACAUGGCAACCGAGGGCAAGUGGAUGAACCAGACUGGGUCCAGCGUUUUCUACAAGAACUGGGACACAUCCAACCCGCGGUCGCCUCAACCAGACGGCAGCAAGUCCCAGAACUGUGCUGUGCUCUCAGGCUCCUCUGGUGGGAAGUGGUUUGACGAGAACUGCCGUGAUGAAAAGCCAUCGGUCUGCCAGUUCAAUAUAGUCUGAUCGCACCUAUCUAAUCUGAUCUAAUCUAAUCCAAGACUUGGCACUUGGUUAGAGCUGCUUCCUGUUGUGUACUCUUACUGCUAUGCCGUUUCCCAGCUAUUUUGGAAAAAAAAAGUUUUUAAAGCAUUGCUUCUCUACUUGUGUUGUGCUGCAAGUUGAAUUUGACCUUGAAAUUGUUAAGAAUUUUUGCUCAACAGUUGCGCAUAAAGUUGUUCGUUUUGGCAGAAAAUUGAUCAAAAUGAGUAAGAGUCAAUCAAGUUGUUUAAAGUCUGGUGAUAAAAUGAUUAGUGGGUGUAGAUAAUGAUGUUAAGCACCUAAAUCAAGUCCCAAAUAUGUGAGUAGGAGGUGCUCUCCUCCUGGGUGUAAAAAACUGAAAUCCAAAUCCAAGAGUCCAACGUUUUGUUUUGGCUUUUUUGCACAUUACAGUCCAAAUUGGCUUGGUUAUCCCAAUUUAAAAAAAAACCACGUCACCAGUAAGAACUGGCGAUAGAAUGGAGACCAAGUCGGUUCUGAAAUGUCAAAUUUUCAGAUAACGGAUGUCUAUAAUAUACCCACGACCCUUGAAAAACUGUUUUUAGGUGCUGGCAUUGUUGACCAAAAUUAAAGUUUGGUGGGAUUUCUAUAAUUUGCACAUCUCCACAAACCCGUCAGAAAGCCUCCCGUGGAGAAAGACUGGUUUAAACUCGGUCAUCCCAUGAGAAAUCUGCUGCGCUUUGUCAGCACUUACAAUGAACUACAACAAAAAUAGUGAUAAUGGGUUUCCAAAAAAAACCCUUAAAACUGCUGCAUUCUUCAAAGAUAUAUUCAGGCUGUCAGUCUUGUAUUUCCGGAUUUGGACACAUUAUGUUUAGCCUGAUAUAACAUGAUAAUGAACUGUCCAUAAAUCAUUCCUUUACUAGUC
Lampris incognitus (smalleye Pacific opah) is the source of this 1601-nucleotide messenger RNA. RefSeq names its product tetranectin-like. The transcript has 3 exons. The record is from RefSeq and is a predicted model, not a curated record. Bases 98 to 700 code for a protein of 200 amino acids. Lineage: Eukaryota; Metazoa; Chordata; Actinopteri; Lampriformes; Lampridae.